Messenger RNA from Bursaphelenchus xylophilus (pine wood nematode), 369 nucleotides. The record is from the annotation of a GenBank genome assembly. NCBI's taxonomy places the organism in Eukaryota, Metazoa, Nematoda, Chromadorea, Rhabditida, Aphelenchoididae.
AUGAGGCGAGACGAGGCGACAACUACCUGCCCCUUUCUUUCUCCCUUCUUACCUGUCCCCGCCCCCCCCUUCCCCCGCCACGUCGCCCCCCCCUUUGAUUCCUCAAAAUUGCUGGAAUAUGGAUGUACUUCAAGUGGCGUGGAGUACGACGAGGUCGACGACAAUGGCGGGGCGAUUGGCGAGGCGGCGGUCCAGAUCCCGAAAGUUUCGAGUAGAAGGACUCAAGGUCGGAAAGGCACCCCCUUUUGUGUGCAGCCUAUCUUCCCUCGCCUCCACCGAGGGAUGAUGGAGUCUCCGGAAGCCGUGGUUCACAAUGGUGUGUGCAACUCAAUCAACGGGGUUGGAGGUAGUACUCCUCAUAAACAAUAA